AUGCCCCCCCCGGAGAACGCCAAUAGCUUUGUCGGCCGCCUCGCAACCUUCGAAUCCCCUCGCCAGCUCACCAAGAGGCGCGCCUCCAGCACCAAGAAGAAAGCCGCAACCACCGUGUCUUGGCCCCAUGACACCCCGAGCCCCGAGGACCUGGCACGCGCUGGCUUCUAUUAUUCACCCGACUCCGGCCAUCCUGACAAUGUUGCCUGCUUCAUGUGCGAUCGCAAGCUGGAUGGUUGGGAGCCGGAAGACAUUCCGGCACUAGAACACCUGAGCCAUGCGCCCGAAUGCGCUUGGGCGAUCAAUGCAUGCCUGCCUCUGCGCGAACCGGAGGAGCACGAGGAUCCUAUGAACGGGCGAAUGGUCGCUGCUCGCACCGCAACGUUUGCCGGAUCGUGGCCACAUGAGAAGAAAAAGGGCUGGAAGUGCAAGACAAAGAAGAUGGUUGAGGCGGGAUGGUGCUAUGAUCCCAGCCCGGAAUAUGAAGAUGGGGUCGCCUGUUUUUAUUGCAUGCUCUCGCUCGAUGGUUGGGAGCCCAAGGAUGACCCAAAGGAGGAACACUACAAGAGAUCGCCCGACUGCCCCUUCUUCAUGCUCAACGAUGCGUACGCGGAUGCUAGAAAAGCCACGAAAGGAAAGAAAGGCCGUGCAUCAACUGCUUCCAUGGCUUCUCGACUCUCCAUCCAAUCUACUAGGGACUUCGACACGUUCUCCGAGGCUCCAUCUCUUAUGUCCCUGGGCGACGACGCCCCUCACGAAGACGACAGUGUGCUGACUACGGCCAGUAACGCGACCACUACUUCCGUGGCUCGCGGCAAGAAGGGAACCGGCAAAGCUAAGGCUACCUCUAAGAAUACUCGCAAGACAAACAGAGGCAAGAAGCCUGUGGAUGAGCCUUCAGUUGUGGAGAUCGAGCCUCCAUUAAGCCUUGCUGAUGACGACCUGUCACUCGGAGGCCUCAAUGCAACCGACGGAGAUAGUGCUAUGACUACAGCAACCACGGCGUCGAAACCUGGCAAAGGCCGCAAGACGGCAUCCAAAGCCAAGCCCGCCAAGGAAGGCAAGAACACUUCCAGGACCACCAAGAAGACCGCGGUCGUGAAUUCGAUUGUACCGGAUAAGCCCACAGCUGAGGUGGCAGAGACUGAGAUGGAAAUUGAGCCUGUCAUCCCCCCUAUCCGGGCUACUCGGGGAGCGUCAAAACCCGAAGCGCCAUCUUUCGUCGAUCAGGCCUCGCAAUUCGAAUCUCAUGCAGAAAUAGAGCCCUCCAAACAUAGAGCGACAAGGGCCAAAGGAGGACGGAAAGCCAAAGCUGUCGAAGAGUCAAGACUGAGUAGCGAUGCAAGUCAGCUUCAGUCUGAACUGGAGGAUGCUGUCACUAAGGUGGCACAAGAACCAGCCAAACCUAAGAGAGGCGGGAAAAGGACAAGCGAUGGUGCUAUGAAAACCGACGACUCUGUUGUGGCUUUGGAUGAGCCUCCUAGGCCCCCUAAGGCCAAGAGGGGAAGGAAGGCGAAGGUCGAGGAGCCUGCGGCCAGGUCCGAGCAUGAAGACGAGGACAGCGAGAGCAUUCCACCGCCCAAGCCUGCUCCGAAGUCUAAGAGAGGUCGCAAAGCGAAGCAAGUCGUCGAGGAGAGCACUGUGGAGGCUACCGUAGAGGAAGCUCCGCGUGAGCCCACUCCGCCGCGCGAACCUACUCCAGUACAUGAGUCUCCAGAACCAGCUGAGCCGUCUCCCGAAGUAUCUCCCAAGGCAGCUUCUGAAGCAGCGAAGGAGCCUACGCCUCCUCCAAAGGAGAUUACGCCCUCACCUUCGCCUCAAUCUUCAGAUGCGGAAAACAGGCCACCGUCAUCACGAGUGCCAUCUUCACAUGCCCCUCCUUCAGCGCAAGCUCCCAUUUCAACGCGUGGCAUACGUGUUCCUCUUGCGGAUGCUAGCACGCCGCAGGUAUCUCCCUCUAAACGUAGUAAUAACGUCAUUGGUGGCCUUAGCUCUACGCAGCCUUGGGAAGCGGUGGAUCUUGAGAACGUAUUUCUGCAGUCACCCGCCACGAAGCGCAUUUUGCACGAUAACGGUGAGGAAUCCUGCAAGAUGAACGGAGGUAACUGGGAGGAAAUGUCGUUAGACGAGGCGGUGCGCAAGGUGCGCCGUGAGAUAACGGGCGCGGAGAAGAAGAUGACGGUCGAACAGUGGGUACAACACCAGGCUGAGAAGGGUGAGCAAGAGCUCCGAGAGCAGUGCGAGCGCAUGGUCAACAUAUUUGAGACGCAGGGGACCAAGGCGAUGAGGGCUCUGGAGGGGAUUCGCUGCUCCAACUAG
Molecule: messenger RNA, 2319 nt
Organism: Diplodia corticola
Lineage: Eukaryota; Fungi; Ascomycota; Dothideomycetes; Botryosphaeriales; Botryosphaeriaceae
Product: chromosome segregation protein
Exons: 4
Coding region: 1-2319 (772 amino acids)
Source: RefSeq, a predicted model, not a curated record